This is a messenger RNA of Folsomia candida, 1103 nucleotides long. RefSeq lists its product as uncharacterized. NCBI's taxonomy places the organism in Eukaryota, Metazoa, Arthropoda, Collembola, Entomobryomorpha, Isotomidae. The record is from RefSeq and is a predicted model, not a curated record. Bases 244 to 1005 code for a protein of 253 amino acids. The transcript is spliced from 2 exons.
CAGUUUUCGUCCGACCACAAAGCAAACAACAAGACGAGACGAAACUAAUUAGUAAAAAGACAAUCGUUGUUAAAUAAUUUUUGAAAAAUAAUUGAAAAAAUCUAUGUAAAAAAUUCGUGUAACUUAACCUACAUAAUCUAAUAAAUUCAGAUUUAUUUUUAAAAAAUAUUUUAAAUUACGUAAUAAAUCAAAAUUUAUUUAUUUAGCAAUUUAAAAAAAAUAUUUAAAAAAUAAAACUUUAAAAUGGCACCUUCCUUCGUUUCCAUAAGUCGUCGUUAUGCAAAUGCGAGUCCUAGUCAAUUAAGACAGAAACAGGAAAUUGACACUUUGCUGAAGAAAUAUAGCAAAAUUAGAAUACCCAAAGAAUCCCAGGAAAAUCAGGUUAAAAAUCAUAACAGACGUAAACAAGAAGAGAAGGAUUUGUUCCUAAUUGCAAAUUCAAAUCAACUUCAGGAGCAACAACAAUUGCUAAAUUAUCAGAGAGAACAGAAUCAGCAAAGCGUCACAACUCGUACUAAAGGGUCAAAGCGAACAAAGGAAAUCGCCACAACCUCAAAUGCUUCUCUAAACAAUGCAAAUUCUAAUGAAUUGGACUACGGCUUGGCAAAAGCUGCGUCGGAGUAUGUCGCCAAAAUCUUGGCACAAGAGGAACCCGAAUGUCAACAAGAAAGGGAACAAAUCAUAAGACAAAAUUUCCUACAAAAUUUCGCCAAUGAUUUCAAACUCAAACAAAACGAUGGAAACAAUCCCGAUAAUAUUUGCACUGGAAAGAUUCGCGUCAUAAUUCGUCACAGGAGACCAUCCAGAGAGAAAAAACCUGCCGAAAAGAGGCCAGUAAAAGUCCAACAACAACAACAACAACAAGUAAAUAAAUCUUCAACCGUUGCCAUGGUUACAAAGUCACGAGUAAAUACAACCCAAAAUGUCGUCGUGAAGAGAGAAAUUAUUAAAAUGCCAACCAUUAAAACUACAACGGUUGUAAGAGUCAAGAAAAUUAAAGUUUAGAAAUGUCCAAUAGUAUAAAUCGCAUGUACUAAAUCAAAACAAUAAUGUAUUCUAAAUUUGAAACUAAAUAAACUCUUGCGUCCACGAAGUUAACUAAA